AUGUCCCAUGACGAAGUCGAACAGUCUGAGAAGCCGGAGCCGAGCAGCGACGGCCGGCCCGAAACCCCGGACUUGGCACCGACAACUUCCAAUGCGGAGAAGAGUGGCAGUAUUGUGCCGGCCGUGGACGUGAACGAUGCUAGUCUAAGCCGCCAAGACACCGAGGCUGUUUACAACAGGUUCGCGCCAGCCAAGAAGAGGCUCGUAACAGCCGUUGUAGCAUGCGGCGGGAUUGCGUCGACGGUCUCUUCCUUGUUGCUUCUAGCUGCCAUCCCCGAAAUCGCUGCCGAUCUCAACACAACUGGAACUACCAUCAACGUCAGCAACGCCAUCUAUGUUCUAUUCAUGGGCAUAUGCACCCUCUUCUGGGGCCCUAUCAGUCAAGUUUACGGUCGAAAAUGGCCCUGCAUUGUCUCGGCAUGUACCUUCUUUGCCUUCAAUGUAGGAACGGCCUUGUCGCCAAACCUUGCAGCCUUCUUCGUCUUCCGUAUGUUUUCGGCGUUCACGGGAACAGCAUAUUUGGUGCUCGGCUCCAGUUGCAUCGGCGACAUCUACAAGCCCACGGAACGAGGCACCGCGCUUGCAUUUUUCCUCAAUGGCACUCUCAUCGGUCAGAGCUUUGGCCCAUUUAUCGGUGGCGUUAUGGUGAACUUCCAUAGCUGGAGAUCAUUGUUUUGGUUCCAGUCUGCUCUCGCCGGGCUCACGGCAAUCCUUGCGGUGGCAUUCCUCCCAGAAACCAGCCACCGACUGCGCUCAGACGAGUUAAAGGGAUUGAGCACCAAGGCAAAGGUAGCUCAGGUCUGGGACUGGGCAAACCCGUUCCGUGUACUGGCUCUCUUGCUGAUACCUAAACUCUUCGUGGCUGGAAUGGCUGCCUCGGCCUUAGUGUGGAACAUGCAAGCAUUGCUCACCCCUAUCCGAUACGUCAUUAACCCUAGGUUUCACUUGACGUCGCCUCUCGAAUCAGGGCUCUUCUUCCUCGCACCAGGGUGUGGCUUCUUCUUUGGCACGUAUGCCGGAGGACGCUGGGCCGACCGAACUGUCAAGCAAUGGAUCAAGAUCAGGGGUCGUAGAGUCCCCGAGGACCGUCUGAGGAGCUCAUUCGUGGCAAUGGGAGCUGUGAUCCCUAUCUGCAUCAUUAUUUACGGCUGGUCCAUUGAGAAGGCGGUCGGCGGGAUCCCACUUCCGGUGAUCUGCAUGUUUAUCCAGGGCUUCGCCCAGGUAAUCGCAUUUCCCAGCAUCAACACGUAUUGCUUGGAUGUGUUCAAAGGCCGGAGCGCCGAAGUCAUAGCGGGAAACUACUUCUUCCGAUACGCUAUCGCAGCUGUCGGUACUGCUUCAUGUUUGCCUGCAAUUCAAAGCAUUGGCGUCGGCUGGUUCAGUACAAUCACUGCCUUAUUUGUGUUCUUCGCCGCGGUUGCUGUAUACUGCGUCGUCAUAAUUGCCUCAAAGGAAGAUGCCAAAGUCAAUGAAGCGGUCUGA
Messenger RNA from Colletotrichum abscissum, 1482 nucleotides. Its product is annotated as major facilitator superfamily transporter. Gene Ontology annotation, cellular component: plasma membrane. Bases 1 to 1482 code for a protein of 493 amino acids. Gene Ontology annotation, molecular function: transmembrane transporter activity. The record is from RefSeq and is a predicted model, not a curated record. Gene Ontology annotation, biological process: transmembrane transport. The transcript is spliced from 4 exons. NCBI's taxonomy places the organism in Eukaryota, Fungi, Ascomycota, Sordariomycetes, Glomerellales, Glomerellaceae.